This is a messenger RNA of Dermatophagoides farinae (American house dust mite), 3324 nucleotides long. Lineage: Eukaryota; Metazoa; Arthropoda; Arachnida; Sarcoptiformes; Pyroglyphidae. The record is from RefSeq and is a predicted model, not a curated record.
UUAUGGAGCAGCAAAGCGGAUGCCAUGAAUAGUCAGUCAUUCCAACCAAAGAUUUGACUGUUUUUUUUUUUAGUUAAUCUGUGUUCGACAACAACUACAAUUGAAACAACAACAACGACGACGACGGCGAUGAUGAUGAUGAUUAUUAUUAUGGACAUAGAGUCAUAGUCAUGCAUACAUGCUGCUGCUGCUGCCGCUUUAUGUUUUGUAAAGAUAUCAUUCAUAUAUCCAUCAUCAUCAUCAUUGUUUCAUUCAUUCAUUCAUCGUUUAAUAUUUAAUUUCUAGCCAUAUAUACACAAAACACAUAUUGGACCUGCCUGGUGAUGUGUUUAAUAUAUAAUAUAUAAUUGCCAGUUGUUAUUGUUGUUGUUCGGUUUGUAUUUUGAUGUUGAUGAUGAUGAUAACAAUACUUCAAUUGAAUGUUGUUUGUAUAUUAUGGAUUAUAAUGUAACCUCAACCAUACAACGCCAAUUGAUAUAAUUGUCGAUUAGUGUGUUGUUUGCUGUGUGUGUGUGUGUGUGUGUGUGUUAUAAGUGCCUUCAAGACCAUCUCUCCAUUUAUUGGUGGUGAUAUUUGUGUGGUUGUCUUUUUUUUUUCUUCUGAUCAACUCAUCACCAUCAUCAUUCAAAUCAUUGCAUCGGAUCGAUGAUUUUUUUUUCUAUUAUUAACCAACGCGCCGCACAUAAUUUGUGUGAUUCAUCAUCAUCAUCAUCAUCAUCAUCAUUCGCAUUUUAUUGAUGAUGUUUGUUACUUUUUUUCAUUUAAUUUCUCUUUCUUCAAAUUUGUCACCAGGUUUUUGAUUUCAUUUGUUUUUUUGUGUUUAUAUAUGUGUGUGUUUGGUGUGGUUAUGCAAUACAAUAACGACAUCAAUAACAAAUCUUGCUGAUAUAUUGCUGUUGUUAGUUAUUUUAUUGAUGGUUUAUGAUUAUUGCUUGUUUUUUUUCCGUUGCACCGUGUGUGAUUAAUGGUGAUUUUAUUUCAAUUAUAAUAAUCAUUCCAAAUCACAUCAAAAAAAAAAACAUUCCUAUACAUUACCAACAAAAACAUUUUGGCCAACCAAUAUAUUAUCAACAACAACAACAACAACAGGAAAAAAAAUUUCCAUUCCAAUCUAAUUAUAGAAAAUUCAAUCUUUUCCAAACAAACAAUUAAUCGAUUAUAAAUCGAUCAUUCCAAAAAAAAACAUCCAUAUAUAGAAUAUUUUUUUUUUCGUUUUUGUGUUCCAAUUAUUUAGUGUCGAUAAUUAUCGUUAUUUUUUGCCAAAAAAAAAGAAAAGAAAAACUUGAAUAAAGAAUGGAUACUUUGACAGCCAAUUUGGAAACACUUUCAUUGAGUGAAGAACAGACCGAUAGUAUUGAAAAUAUUUUCAGUAAGAAUCGAACAUUAGAUGCCAAUGCAUUAAAAGAUGCAUUAGAUAUUGUUGGCUUUAAAUUGCCAUUAUGGCGUGUACGAAUAUUGAUUGAAGAUAUUGAUAAGAAAAAAUCAUUCAAUUUGGAAAAAGGUCGCCUUACAAGAGAAGAAUUUGUUAAAUUAUGUACGGAUCUAAGGGCACAGGAUGUAGCCAAUUCAUUUAAAUCAUCCAUAUCGAAACGUGGCAAUCUAGAAACACUGGGUGGCAUGUCGGAAGCCAGUUCCUCCGGUACAACGCAUUCCGUUAGACACGAAGAACAAGUGGCCUUUUCUGAUUGGAUUAAUACACAUUUAUCAUGCGAUUCAGAUUUAAAAUCCUUAUUGCCAAUCGAUCUUGAAGGUAAAACAUUAUAUGAUAAAGUAAAAGAUGGUAUACUUCUCUGUAAAAUCAUCAACCAUUCAUGUCCGGAUACCAUUGAUGAACGUGCCAUAAAUAAGAAAAAUCUAACACUUUAUACCAAACAUGAAAAUCUAACAUUGGCUUUGAAUUCGGCUCAGGCUAUCGGUUGCAAUAUAAUCAAUAUUGAUGCACAUGACCUUUCAAAAGGAAGGCCACAUUUGGUACUUGGAUUGUUAUGGCAAAUUAUUCGUAUCGGCCUAUUCAAUCAGAUUACCAUUGAACACUGCCCCGGCCUGGUUAAUCUUUUGAACGAUAAUGAAGAGAUGGCUGAUCUUUUGAAAUUAUCACCCGAAGAGAUACUAAUUCGAUGGGUGAAUUAUCAAUUGGAAAAGGCCAAUGUUGAUCGACGAAUUUCGAAUUUCACCAAUGACAUUAAAGAUUCAGAAGUAUACACUCAUCUAUUGUAUCAGAUUGCACCACAGGAAAAAAAUGUCAACAAAGAUGCAUUACGUGAACGUGACAUGUUAGAAAAGGCCGAAAUGAUGUUAAAACAGGCAGAUAAAUUGGGCUGCCGUAGUUUUCUGACACCACAAAACGUGGUGGAUGGAGUGUACAAAUUGAACGUUGCUUUCGUUGCCAAUCUUUUCAAUAAUUAUCCUGGUUUGGAUACGCCCGAAAAUAUUGAACCAUUAGAAACAAUUGAAGAAACGCGCGAAGAGAAAACUUAUCGAAAUUGGAUGAAUUCUAUGGGUGUGGAUCCCUAUGUUAAUUGGCUAUAUAGCGAUCUAGCUGAUGGUAAAAUUAUUUUCCAGCUUUUCGAUAUUAUUCAACCAGGUAUCGUGAAUUGGUCACGUGUACAUCAAACAUUUAGCAAAUUGAAAUAUUUUAUGGAAAAAAUUGAAAAUUGCAAUUAUGCCGUACAACUUGGUAAAGAAUUAAAAUUUUCAUUGGUCGGUAUUGCUGGCCAAGAUAUUUCCGAAGGUAAUCCAACAUUGACUCUUGCAUUGGUAUGGCAAUUGAUGCGUGCAUAUACUUUGUCCAUUCUAUCGAAAUUAACCAAUCAUGAUUCGAAUGGUUCAUCACCGAAUGCCAUUGUUGAAAAUGAAAUCAUCGAUUGGAGCAAUAAAAAGUUACGUGAAGCGGGUAAAUCAUCUGCGAUUAAAAAUUUUCAAGAUUCAUCCAUUUCGACAGCCAUUCCUGUCAUUGAUCUCAUUGAGGCCAUUAAACCAGGAUCAAUUAAUUAUAGCCAAAUAUAUGAAGGCUCAACACAUGAGGAAAAAUUGGCCAAUGCAAAAUAUGCCAUAUCGAUGGCAAGAAAAAUCGGUGCCCGUAUCUAUGCAUUACCGGAAGAUAUUGCUGAAGUGAAAAGUAAAAUGGUUAUGACAGUUUUUGCUUGUUUGAUGGCACGAGAUUAUAUUCCAAAUAUGGGCAAAGCUGUUGAUCCUCUCAACAACAACAACAACAACAACAGCGACAAUAACCAUGUUGAAUGAUGAUGAUAAAAUAAUUAUAUAAGCCUAAUUUUUAUAAGCAUUUACUUGAUUUUUUGGUAAUAAAUCUAUUAUAUAUAUUGA